UACGCUCUCUCAUCGUCAAAAGUGAGCGGGUUUGGAUGGUGAGUUAUGUGGUUACUCUACUCUUAGGUCAGGAGGGCACAAUGGAAAAUCAGGGAGGGUUUAUGUGGGUGACUGAAAUGUGAUUUACAUUUUAUAAAGUUCCUCUGGGGUCUGCUCAGUGACAAGGGGGGUCUGGAGGGGGCCAGAGUGAAGGCACUGGUGCAAGGGACCCCUGGCACAGACGGGGGCCUGAGAGUCACUUGAGACCCUCAGUGUGAAAUUCCUCCUUUCUGGGGCCCUCCCUGCUCGGAGAGGGGCCCCAGCUGCGCAGCCCAGUCAGGCCUGACCUUGAGCGAGGCCAGCCUGGCUUCCAGCCACGAGGCUGGAUCAGAAAGGGUGGAGAAAUCGUGCAUUUCCCGGUUGACGUGGAAGGGAUCAGGUUACCUUCUGGUCCGCAGACAGAAGGGGCUGUUCUUGGGAGGGCGCGUAGGAAGCAGGGACUGAUGGAGGGGCCCCGGCUGCUUGUCCAGGGGGGUAUGCAAGAAAGGCCGAGCCGGGUCUUGCAGCUCGGGGACCGACCGUGAGCAAGUUCUCAGGAGAGGGGAGGCCGGGGACGUGGAGCUGGGAGGGCAGGCCGAGCCAGAGCCUCCCGGCCAGCGGCGGCCAGGCACAAGGGAAGCGCGCGGGGCUGAGGGGCGCGCGGGGCCGAGACUCCCGGAACCCCGUCUCGGCGGUGGGACGGGCGACCUGCGAGCUUCGAGGACACCGACCCUGCCCGCCGCCGGAGGCUGCGCGUCUGCCCCGCGGCGCCCCUCCUCCACCGCGUCCCCUCCCCUCCCCGGGCUCCCUCCCCCCACGGAGCCCGGUCCCCGCCUCUGGGCGCCAUUCCUCGCCGUCCGCCCUGCGCCCCGCCAGCGUCUCGCCAUGGCCGGCCCCGGGCCGCGACCCGCCAAGGGCUACCGGGUGGUGCUGCUCGGCAGCGUGGCGGUGGGCAAGACGGCGCUGGCCACGCAGUUCGCCUGCGGCAGCUUCCCCGAGGAGUGCGAGCCGUCGGUGGAGGAGCUGUUCAGCAAGGUGAUCGAGGUAAACGCAGCGCCCGCGCUGCUGGAGAUCGUGGACACGGUGGGCGCCGAGCACCUGGUCACCCUCAAGGACCUGUACAUCAAGAACAGCGACGGCUUCGUGGUGCUGUACAGCGUGUGCAGCGAGGCCUCGUUCGAGGCCGUGCGGCCGCUGCGGGAGCGCAUGGGCCGCCUGCGGGGCCCCAAGGCCGUGCCGCUGGUGCUGGUGGGCACCAAGGCCGACCUGGACGCCGAGCGCCAGGUGCUGACGGCGCGGGGCCGCGCGCUGGCCCGCGAGUGGCGGUGCCCCUUCCUGGAGGUCACGGCCAAGAGCAAACUCAUGGUGGACCAGGUGUUCACGCAGGUGGUGCGCGAGAUGGAGGCCCUGGCCCCUCCCGAGGAAGAGGUCCGGGCUGUGCCCACGAACGCCCAGGAUACGUGGCCGGCGGAAAGGUUCAUUGGCUAAUAUGCAACGGUUCGUUUUUAUAUGUUCAUCGCUCUUCGUGAUUUCCGAAGCUCAGUGUUCCCUACUCUGCCUUUUAAACGAAAGCUAGUUACCCAGCCGGAAAGAAGCGGUUACGUCGACACAUGAACUCAAGCCAGUGCUUCCCACUGCCUGCACAGCUUCUGAAAUCUUUGGUGAAAACUUUGCAACUCUGUUUUCCUCGGACAGUGCUAUAAGAAGAAACCAAAAAAAUCUAACAUUUUCCCCUCGUGUGGAGAGAAUACUACCCUUUUGCUUCCAGUGGAAUUGGUUACAGGUUUCUAAAAAACAACGAACACCUUCAAAUGUUAUCAGACAUUUGAAAUCGAUGUAGGGGGAUGAAGUAAAGAGUUUAAGCUUUCUAGUCAGUGAGGUUUUCAUGUGUUUCUGUCUCAUUCACAGCCUGGAAUCGGGGCAGUAAUAUUUUCCUCUCUGCGUAUUUCUAAAUAUAGUUAUGACAUAUAUAGCAUCGCUUUGAAAGGGGUAUUGUAUACCCGGGAGGGCAAAGCAACUGUGUCCUCACACGGAGAGAGCUCGGCUCUGCCUUCAGUUUUCUAACUGACAUCCAGUGGAUUUCUGCCUCUGUAAAUCGAGUAAAAAUAAAACUGACUUUAGAAGUUUCUAGUUUUUGAUGUUUGUCUUUCAAAUACGUAAAAGCUACAAUUCUUAAUGUUUCCAUACACUGUCGCUUUGCUUUUCAGUGAUUUUCCAGGAAACGAGUUAGUAACUAGAGGGAAAAUGGCACCCCAUCAUCUCCUGUGUUUUUGCAAAAGUGCUUUCAGGAGUCAGUGGUUUUUCUUGUUUGGUGGAGUAGGACAUUUUGUAUCUGAAUACCUGCAUAGUUUAGGCCUCACUUGACUGAAAUGUACGAAUCUUUUUGUAUCGUUUUCACAUUAAAGACACAAGAGACUUUUCUUGCGCUGGUUUGAAAAUAUUGUUUCGUAAUUUAAAAAAUGUGUCUUGAUAUGAGUUGCUUGUGCUUAUUUGCACAAGUUCAUUUUAUCUCACCCAUUGCAAUAAGUUUUUCAAAUUUAAAAAUGUAAGCAUUUCAACAUCCUUCUUAAAGAAAUAAACAAGAAAACUCAAAACUG
Hipposideros armiger (great roundleaf bat) is the source of this 2615-nucleotide messenger RNA. RefSeq names its product ras-related protein Rap-2c-like. The transcript has a single exon. The coding region runs from base 904 to 1506 and encodes 200 amino acids. Gene Ontology annotation, cellular component: membrane. The record is from RefSeq and is a predicted model, not a curated record. Gene Ontology annotation, molecular function: GTP binding; GTPase activity. Lineage: Eukaryota; Metazoa; Chordata; Mammalia; Chiroptera; Hipposideridae. Gene Ontology annotation, biological process: signal transduction.